This is a messenger RNA of Haliotis rubra (blacklip abalone), 1416 nucleotides long. Its product is annotated as transcription factor HES-1-B-like. Gene Ontology annotation, molecular function: protein dimerization activity; DNA-binding transcription factor activity, RNA polymerase II-specific; RNA polymerase II cis-regulatory region sequence-specific DNA binding. NCBI's taxonomy places the organism in Eukaryota, Metazoa, Mollusca, Gastropoda, Lepetellida, Haliotidae. The record is from RefSeq and is a predicted model, not a curated record. Gene Ontology annotation, biological process: anterior/posterior pattern specification; regulation of transcription by RNA polymerase II; regulation of neurogenesis. Gene Ontology annotation, cellular component: nucleus. The transcript is spliced from 4 exons. The coding region runs from base 127 to 1125 and encodes 332 amino acids.
GUUCCCGUGUGUCUGUGACUGUCACACGAAGCGCAUGGUGUAGGUAUUUUAUCGAUAUACGCGCGUGCUGGGCAACAUUCCUCCACAGAAGGGACACGAUCUGAACUCGUGGAACAUAACACAGACAUGAGAUCUGAGAAGUCAGCGUCGGCGAGGGACUCUCGCAGGAUCAACAAACCGAUGAUGGAAAAACGGAGACGGGCCAGAAUAAACGCCAGUUUGUCGGAGCUGAAAUCUUUACUGUUAGAUGCUAUUAACAAAGAGGGUGGGCGUCACAACAAGAUGGAGAAGGCGGACAUUCUGGAGAUGACAGUCAAACACCUGAGAGAGAUCCAGAGACACUCGCUUACAGAUACAGCGGCGGAAGACCCAAGUAGCAAUAGUUUAACCAAACACCGCCAUGGUUACAAUGAGUGCAAACAGGAAGUCAGCAGGUACCUUGAUACUGUCGCCGGAUGUGACGCAGAACUCAAAACGCGCGUUUUAGACCACCUAACAUCUAAGACAAUGACGUCACUUCCGGAUGAAUCAAAUAGGGAGAUUGCAUCGCCGGCUGUAUCCAGUAACCAGAUCCUGCCUUCGACGGAAUUACCAAAGAAUGACGUUGCCACGGAUAUCAACAACAACGUAGCGAGCGUGACGUCACUGGCACCGGAAACGGCGCAAGUAUUUAGUGCGAUGCAAGUUAUACCGACAAAACUCUCUUCUGGGGAAGUAGCUUUUGUUGUGCCUGCGAACAUUGUAAACAGCACUCAGGUGUCGAACUAUGCUGUGCCUGCCAGUUUUCAGAACACACCAUCUUUGUCUAAUCACAUUUUGUCAGGAACGCCUGUGACGUCUGUAGCGACAACUCAAAUUCUAACGCUUCCCACGCCCUCAACAGUCUACCCGAUGACACAGGUCUCAGGGAACAUCGCCAUCAUCCCAUGUUCGGGCAUUGCUGAGACAUGUUUUGUCUCAGCACCUGCACAACUUUCUAAUUUACCAAUGAAGCACGUGCAACACGAGCCACACGUGCAAGUUCGUGAGCAAAACCUAAAUGACAUCCAUGGCAGCCAUUUUGAAAGUAGAGAUAAUUUAGAAUGUGGGAAAGGUUCAAUCUGGAGGCCGUGGUCGCACAUUUAAGAGGUUUCACCAUUUGCGGGCUUCGGUGUGAUAUUCAUUGUUACGUUCCUUAACUGUGCCAGGAUCCGCUUAUAUAUGGUUCUAAACUCCAAUACUGAUCCUGGACUUAUCGGCACUCGCAGCAGUUAAAGUGCAAGGAUAAACUACUGCGGGCCAGAUCUGAGGAACAACGACAUCUCGAAAGACUGUGAUACAGCGAAAUUGUUGAUUCAUAGAAAACAUUUAUGUAAUAUAUUCAUAUUUUUGUAUAACUUCAUCGGUUACAAAUAUACCACAGUGCUAUGCAUUUUA